AUGGGCCCCUGUACCGCCUCCUCAUGCUGCUGCCAGGCCCGUAAUCUGCCAUGGGCCCCUGUACCGCCUCCUCAUGCUGCUGCCAGGCCCGUAAUCUGCCAUGGGCCCCUGUACCGCCUCCUCAUGCUGCUGCCAGGUCCAGAGUGUGUCAUGGUCCCUGUACGGCCUCCCAUUGCUGCUGUCUCCAUCGCCACACUCUGCCAUGUGCCACUUUCAGGUCUCCUCACACUGCUGGUGGGUUCCAUUUUGUCAUAGGGUGCUGUAUGGCCUCCCAUUGCUGCUGCCUCCACCGCCACACUGUGGCUCCACACUCUGGUUUUGGCCCCGUGACUGCCCAAAUGAGUGAAGUGUGCGGUGAUUCUAAGAUCGACGGCACUCAUCUGCAUGUCAUACUGACUGACAGUAUUAUUUCUCUUCCCCAGCAGACUCCAAGGGCAUUUAAAUUAAAGGUACAGUGUUCUGCACUAAUAUAA
Staurois parvus is the source of this 473-nucleotide messenger RNA. The record is from the annotation of a GenBank genome assembly. NCBI's taxonomy places the organism in Eukaryota, Metazoa, Chordata, Amphibia, Anura, Ranidae.